UCCAGCUGACAACAUUCUAUGGGGAGAGACUGAAACAGGCGAUUGAAGAAAGGGUUGAACGUCUCAGCUUCAUGAUGAGAUGGGAGGAAUGUUUCAAUGAACAAGAACACGGGAGUGUCGCUGAGCUGGUGCUGAAGGGAAACCGCAGAGACAGUUCCACACUCUUCCUCAGUCUGGUGAUGGAAAAGGGUAACCGUGCCCGGCGGGUGAUGUGGGAAUCAUUUGUGAAAAUGCAGAAUGUAUUACCAAAGCUGGACAAAAUCCUGAAAGAAAUCCAGGAGCUCGGUCCUGAUCCAAAAGAAUUCAUGAACAUCAACAGAGGUUUAACUGAAUUACCCUCUCAUAUGGAAGGUGUUCAACAGAAACACAAGGAGACUCUGCGAGCACAGACUGAAACACUGAGCGUGAACACCAUCCUGAUGAAUGAGAAGGUUAAGGAUUUCCUGCUGCUUGAUCGAUACGCUGAGCUCACGGUCAUCUCCACUGUUCGAGAUCAGACAAUGGUCGAACAUGAGCUGCUGGCAAGAGGCCGGGACCAUGAAGAGUGGAGAAAUCAAUGUCUCCGGGGAGAACUGGAAAAAAUCAGAACUGAUCAAUUGUUCCACAGCAGCUUUUCCCGGAGUAAAUCUGGAUCUGGAAGUUCAGCAUCAGUGGCCGGAGUCGCGGGGAUCGGAAAAACAACAAUGGUGCAAAAGAUUGUUCAUGACUGGGCCACGGGGAAAAUAUACCCACACUUCCAGUUUGUAUUCAGUUUCAAAUUCCGGGAUUUAAACAUGAUUAAAGACAGAAUAAACCUGAGGGAACUGAUUCUGGAGCAACAUCCUUACUUAGAGAAUAUCCUGGGAGAGAUCUGGAAGAACCCAGAGGGUUUGCUGUUUAUAUUCGACGGUCUGGAUGAAUUCAAGGGCAAAAUUAAUUUUGCUGACAGUCGGAGAGACACAGAACCUGAGAACGAGUGCCCAGAUCCCGAGUGGUGGUGUGAAGUGUCUGACAUUGUGUACAGUUUAAUCCAGCACAAGCUGCUCCCAGGGUGUUCAGUGCUAGUGACCACCCGCCCCGCUGCGUUACAUUUACUGAAAAAUGCAGAGAUUAGUGUCUGGGCUGAAAUCCUGGGAUUUGAUGGUGAGGAACGGAAGGAAUAUUUCACCAGGUAUUUUGAAGAUGAGACGGUGGCAGCAGCUGUUUUCAAACACGUGAUGGAGAACGAGAUCCUGUACACCAUGAGCUACAACCCGUCCUACUGCUGGAUCCUUGUCCUGACACUGGGCCCCUUCUUCACACAAACACACCGGGACCCGCAGCGAGUUCCCAAUACCAUCACACAACUAUAUUGCUACUUUACUUACAAUAUCCUGAAAAACCACGGCCGUGAGAUUGAGAGCCCCCGUGAGGUGUUACUGAGGCUUGGUCAGAUGGCCUUCACUGGAGUGCAUGAGAAGAACAUCGUGUUCACAGAUGAAGAUUUGAUCGAAUACAAUCUGCAGCCUUCCCAGUUCCUGUCCGGGUUCCUGAUGGAACUUUUGGAGAGAGAGGAUUCAGCCCGGAGCGUGGUGUACACCUUCCCGCACCUCACCAUCCAAGAGUUUGUAGCCGCACUCGCACAAUUCCUGACUCCGGUUUGCGCGGAUAUCAUGAAACGCCUCAUUGAAGCCAAUGGCACGCCAGACGGGCGAUUUGAAGUAUUUCUCCGUUUUGUCGCUGGUCUCUCCUCCAAAUGGGCAGCUUGGAUCCUGAAGGAGUUUCUGGGUAAAUUCCCUCAUCAAACAGUCAGCCGAGUGAUUGACUGGGUGAAGGGGGAGGUUAAACGCCGGGCUAGAAACACAUGGAGUGACGCUGGUAAAUGGAGCCUCCUGAACACGCUGCACUACCUGUUUGAGUCUCAGAAUACUGAUCUGGCUCAGCAGACACUGGGAUCUGUGGAAACACUUUCAUUCAGUGGACUGGGACUGACCCCGAUUGACUGUGCGGUCCUGUCUCAUGCCGUCAGGCUCUGUGUUACAAUCAAACACCUCGAUAUGUCGAGCUGCCGCAUUCAGUGUGAAGGUCUCCAGCGGCUGGGACCGGCUCUGCACAAGUGUCAGUGCUUGAGUUUGGGAUACAACGACCUGGGAGAUUCCGGAAUGAAACUGGUGUCUGCGGCUCUGAGGAACCCGGACUGUAAAAUACAGAGCCUGAUGCUGGACAGUGUCGGUCUCACAGAUUCUGGAGCCGAGGAUCUCGCCUCUGCUCUCAGUACAAACCCCUCACUGACGGAACUGUACCUGAGUGAUAAUAAAUUGGGAGAUUCCGGAAUGAAACUGGUGUCUGUGGGUCUGGGGAACCCGGACUGUAAAAUACAGACACUGUGGCUGGUCCGUGUCGGUCUCGCAGAUUCUGGAGCCGAGUAUCUCGUCUCCGCUCUCAGUGCAAACCAUUCACUGACAGAACUGGACCUGACACUCAACUCCCUCACAGACCGAUGUAUCCCUGCUCUCCGCCGCCACAUACUGAACCACCCGAGUCUGAAGCGGAUCUGGCUGUGGGAGAAUAAGUUCACUGCAGUUGGACGGAACCAGCUGAAGAGUCUGCAGGAUACCAGACGCGGAUUGAGUGUGGACAUAACAACAUCUCGGGUGUAA
This is a messenger RNA of Amblyraja radiata (thorny skate), 2618 nucleotides long. RefSeq names its product NACHT, LRR and PYD domains-containing protein 3-like. Gene Ontology annotation, cellular component: cytoplasm. Lineage: Eukaryota; Metazoa; Chordata; Chondrichthyes; Rajiformes; Rajidae. The record is from RefSeq and is a predicted model, not a curated record. The coding region runs from base 72 to 2618 and encodes 848 amino acids. Gene Ontology annotation, molecular function: protein binding. The transcript is spliced from 8 exons.